Castor canadensis (American beaver) is the source of this 4003-nucleotide messenger RNA. RefSeq names its product DEAD-box helicase 51 (gene Ddx51). NCBI's taxonomy places the organism in Eukaryota, Metazoa, Chordata, Mammalia, Rodentia, Castoridae. Gene Ontology annotation, molecular function: nucleic acid binding; ATP binding. The record is from RefSeq and is a predicted model, not a curated record.
AUGGCGCUCUUUCAUGUCGCGCGGUACUCGGACCCCAAGGCCGGGUCGGCGGAGGCCGAAGCCGAGGGAGAGGCUGGAGCUCGCGGUCGGGCCCGAGCACUGCUCGAGCGGCUGCAGUGCCGGGCCCGCGAGCGGCAGCAGCUGCGACAGCCCGAGACGGCCGUGCAGAGCGCGGAGCCGGCGGGCAGGCGGCGGCGGCGGCGGCGGCCCCGGCGGAGGCGGCGGCCGAGCGGCUCAGCGUCACAGAGCCCCGACGCGCGGCGGGCGAAGCGUCGGAAAGCGGACGGCGAGGACGCGAACCCAGGGAGCAGCGAGACGGCGCCGGGGACGCGCGCCGAGAGAGCCGAGGCCCAGCCGACCCCAGGGGAGCGGCCCCCAGAGGAGGGGGCCGAACCUCAGGCCCGCGGCCCGGUGCUGGGGGGCUUCACGAGGAGGAAGGCGCCCAAGGUUCAGCCUUUCCUGCCACUGUGGCUGGCUGAGCCACGCGGUGUCAGGAGGAACGUCACGGAGGAUCUCACUCCAAUCGAGGCCAUCCCCGAGGUGCACCCUGACCUGCAGAAGCAGCUGCGAGCACAUGGGAUUUCUUCCUACUUUCCAGUCCAGGCGGCUGUGAUUCCUGCCCUCCUUGAGAGUGCAGCCGGUGGAUUUCUGAUUGGCAAAGGUGGCUACCCGCCCAGCGACCUCUGUGUUUCUGCCCCAACAGGCAGUGGGAAGACACUGGCCUUUGUCAUCCCUGUGGUACAGGCCCUGCUGCAUCGUGUGGUCUGCCACAUCCGUGCCCUGGUCAUGUUGCCCACCAAAGAGCUGGCCCAGCAGGUGAGCAAAGUGUUCAACAUCUACACAGAUGCCACUCCUCUACGUGUUGCUCUGGUUACUGGACAGAAGUCUUUGGCCAAGGAGCAGGAGAGCCUCGUCCAGAAGACAGCAGAUGGCUACCGCUGCCUGGCUGACAUUGUGGUGGCCACACCUGGCCGCCUAGUGGACCACAUCGACCAGACCCCAGGAUUCAGUCUCCAACAGCUGCGCUUUCUGGUGAUUGAUGAGGCUGACCGGAUGAUAGACAGCAUGCAUCAGUCCUGGCUGCCACGGGUGGUGGCAGCGGCCUUUCAUAGUGGGGACCCUGUGGACCCCUGUGCCCUGCUCCAAAGGAGGCAGCCCCAGGCUGUGACUGCCCGCAGCACUUGCUACCCGCAGAUGCCUCUGCAGAAGCUGCUUUUCUCAGCUACCCUAACCCAGAACCCUGAGAAGCUACAGCAGCUUGGUCUCUACCAGCCCCGGCUUUUCUCCACGGGCCUGGCGCAUAGGGGUCUCAAAGACAAAGAUGUCGAGGUGGACGAGGACUUGGGGGAGAAGUACACCUUUCCUGUGGGGCUCACGCACCACUAUGUGCCCUGCAGCCUCAGCUCCAAGCCACUCGCUGUCCUGCGCCUGGUCCUUGGGAUGAACUUCUCAAGGACUCUGUGCUUCACCAACUCACGAGAUAGCUCCCACAGGCUCUUCCUGUUAGUGCAAGCUUUCGGAGGUGUGAAUGUGGCUGAGUUUUCCUCCCGCUAUGGACCUGGCCAGAGGAAGAAGAUCUUGAAGCAGUUUGAACAGGGCAAGAUUCAGCUCCUCAUCAGCACAGACGCCACUGCCCGAGGUAUCGACGUGCAAGGUGUGGAGCUGGUGGUCAACUUCGAUGCCCCUCAGUACCUGAGGACCUACGUGCACCGGGUAGGGAGAACAGCCCGAGCUGGAAAAACAGGACAGGCCUUCACACUACUCCUGAAAGUGCAGGAAAAGAAGUUCCUCCGGAUGCUGGCAGAAGCUGGGGUGCCUGAGCUGGUGCGCUGUGAGAUCUCCAGUGAGCUCCUGCAGCCGCUAGUCCCUCGGUAUGAGGAGGCCUUGUCUCAGCUGGAGAGGACUGUCAAGGAAGAGCAAAAAUUGAAGGCGGUCUAGGCAGAGGCUCUUGGGAAAUGGAGGGAUCCUCCUGCUGAAAUUAGUCACCAUCUACUCUCUGACCGGAAAAACCCUGCACACUGGGUGCUGUGUGAGCAGAAGAUGGAGUUCCUCUGGGCUUCUGAGGAAGUAGCCAGAGCAAACAGCCCUUUUCUCCAAGCAGCCUGGCACUCGGCUCAGGCCUGUGACAUCACCACUGUGGCUGGGUUCCACUGGUCUCUGGAAACGCUCCAGCGAGAAUGACGACAGUUGCCUCGUGCGUGAUAAGGGUCAGGAUUAGUCUGGAGCUGAUGCUGCAGAAUUGGCAUCUCCCUGUCUGCAGAAAGCAUCAGUGAGCCCAUCCCUGCUGUCAUUUGGACGGGGACGGGGAGGGUGGCCUCAAAGGCGUUUCCACAGUGGUAGCACCCAGGUGUCACACAAGAACGUUCUCAUACCACUAGUCUGUUUGUUUAUAAAAAGGCUCUUUCUUAGUUUUAUAUAAUAAAAAAAAAAGUGGGUGGGGGACAGAUUGGUUCCGCUUGUGUAAGAGAAAAUGAUUCAGGUAUGGAGCUUAUACCUUUGAGUUCCCUUGAUCCUGGCCCCCAUGGCUGCAGCACAAAUGGGUCACCUUCCUCUUGAAGGCCCCUCCAGCUGCCCCCUAAUUCACAGGAUAUCCUAGGUCUGUAGAAAAGCACUCGGCACACACCGCAGGUGCUGUCCUCAGUGGCACGGCUUACAAUACUGGCCCUUGGGAAUUUGGGACUUGGAGAGGGGGGAUCCCUUUGGGAUCUGGACCUACCUGCCUUAUGUCCUGCACCACCCCUGUGGGUGCUGUUACUGCUGCCUAAAAUUUUUUCCCCCCUCCCUGUAACCAUCUGGAAAAUUUCUGUUGGCCCUAGGUUCAGGCAAACACAUUGUAACUUCCACUCUGAGAGUCAGGCUCACCUUCCCCCGUACCCAGAGUACCUUCCCUGCACUCACACCAAUCUCCAGGACUGUCCUGAAGGUCAUAUGUUGGCUUUCCAUCUGAGCAGAUGACUUAAAAGCAAACGGAUAGAUGGGUGCUUGGGAUGCACAGACAUACUUUCCAGUACUGGAAUAACCUUGGUAAGCACAAGAACAGACACAAUACUUUUAAGAUUCAUAAGAUAAUCUUACCAUUAAUGUUUGAUUCUGGCUGCUCUAAGCUGCCCAAGCUGCAGUGAAGAUGAGCUGCUGGUGCUCAGUGCUUUGGGGUUCAGCAAUUUUAGGGAGGGGCUAUGUCACCUGGAGUUCCUGAUCAUUUAGGGCCCCCCUGUCUGGGUCUAGGUCCUGGGCAAGGGAAGAAGCUACGCUGAGGGCUGGACUGGGCAUUAGGUGACUAGGUAGGAGCUGCACUCCAAGGUCUUUAGGACGCGUGAAUGAGAAGGGUGACUGAUUUUUAAUUUUUUGAGUCUUGCUACAUAGCCCUGGUUGGCUUAAGAUACAAUCACCGCCUGAGUGCUGGAAUUGCUGGUUAUACGCCAAGCUUGGGAGUGAUUUUGUUCUUGACAACUGCAAGUAGAAAUCAAACUGUAUUUCUGAAACAAACAAUCUGGAGUGUGGAAAGAGCCUAAGAGAGAUGUGGUUUACAAAGUGGGUGAGCACAGUUGCCACAGCCAGGUGAGGACAACUGCAGAGACCGUGCACAAUCAGCGAGGGGGACAAUUGAGGCUGGAGAUGGCAACGGGGUCCAGGUCACAUGGCUCUGGGAAUUAUCCCACUGUGGUGCAAGAGGCUCAGAUCUAUGUGGUGAAAAGCUUCCCUAGCUACCCAAGCAGAAGGUCAAAGGGCAGCUGCAACAGAGGAAGGGACAGGCUGGUGAUGGCAGGGAGAGCCAUCUUCCCACGCCAGCUGUAUUAACGGUGCUGGUGCCGUCCGUGAUCAGAAGAUUCUGGUUUUUGCAUUCCAAAUGGAGAAAGCCAAGCAGAGCACGUGGGUGGGGUGAGGAGGAUAGCUUUAUUGAGAGAAGGGGAGUCACCUGUCCUGCCAGGUAGGGGAAGGAAAACAGGAAGAGGGCACAGUGGGUGCAGGUGGAGUCUGCCAGCAGAGACGCAUGCUUUUCUUU